CGUAAUCCGUUCUGUGACUGUCGCAAAAGUUUGGUUUCCCCUUAGUAACGAACAACACAGAAGCCAUGGCGACGUUGGUGACCGAGGCCCGUGUGCUUGAGGGUCCCGGCACCUCCGGGGAUAGGCGCCCGGCUCAGGAGCUGAGUCAGGCAGUGAGCCGCCUGCUACCGGGCUUAGAAGCCGAGAGCAAGUUGAGCCGGCGCCGGGCCCUGGAGGGUCUUCAGCGUGAGCUCGAAGAAGGAGCUCCGCUGCCUCCCAGUGCCGACUUCCAGGAGCUCUUUGGCCGCUUGCUGCUGCCACGCCUGCUCCGCUGCCUGGGCGACCCAGCUGAGAAGUGCCGGGCCUUGGCGGUGCAGCUCCUACGUCUGGGCCUUAGCCACGGGGCCCGGCCCCAGGACACGCUGCCGCAACUCAUUCCCGCUCUCACGCAGCGCCUGGCCGGCCUAGGCUCCGGGCAGCUGGUGGAACCAUGUGAGGAGCUGCGCCUGGCGCUGGUGGAGCUGCUGAGCCUCGUGGUUCAGCUGUGCGGCCGCAGCCUGGCCCCGUACCUGGACGAGAUGGUGCGCAUCCUGCAGAAGACCAUCGUGGACCCCUUCCCCGACGUCAAGAGGGAGAGCUGCAAGCUCGCGGGGGAUUACGCGCAGAGCAUCCCAGAUCAUUUUCAUAUGCAGUCAGAGUCUUUAAUCGCUCCUCUCAUGCAAACAAUUUCUCACCAGCACUCCAAGGUCCGAGUGGCUGUGAUUCAGGCCACGGGAUUGGUGAUACAAUUUGGGAAUGCCAAGUCAGUGGACGAUGUUAUUUCUCAUUUUGCACAAAGGCUAUUUGAUGAUGUCUCCCAGGUUCGAUAUGCUGUGACAUCUGUUGUUGGAAACUGGCUGUUACAUUUAAGAGACAGAUAUUCAUUCUUUCAUAAGCUAAUUCCAUUAUUAUUAAGCAGCUUUGAUGAUGAAAUACCUGAAGUCACGGAGUUGGCUGUCAGCCUCUGGGAGAAGAUAGGCCUACAGUGGCAAAAAGAAAAUGAGGAUGAUCUGAAGGAUAAGCUUGAUUUUGCUUCUCCCCCACCAUCUCAUUACCCUAAAGGAGUGAUUCGUCCAGUAUUGGGAUGUCGGGAACUUAUUUUCAGAAACCUCUCCAAAAUUCUCCCUGCCAUCUGUAAUGAUAUAACAGAUUGGGUUGUAGGAAACAGAGUAAAAUCAGCUCAGCUUCUGGCUGUCUUAUUACUCCAUGCAGAAGAUCACAUUACCCAGCACUUAGAAGUGGUGCUCAGAACCCUUUACCAGGCUUGCUCAGAUGACGAAAAGUCUGUGGUUAGCAAUUGUAUAAAAUCAGCAGAAUUGGUUGGAACAUUUGUCAACCCUGAGGUGUUUCUGAAGUUAAUCUUCCCAGCACUGAAAAAAUCAAUUCGUCCAUCUUGUCUUAUGGUAUUGGCUGCAGUUACUAGAGGCUGUUCAAGACAAUCCCUUAAACCUCAUCUAAAUAACAUUGCCAGUUUCCUGUCACAGACACAGAUUUGUCAAGGAUCUGAAGAUAGCCAUUAUAUGGAGCAGUUGCUUUGUUGUGUACAAGCAUUAAUCCAGGUGGGUCAGGAAGAUUGCAAAGAAUCAAGUUUGCAGCUCAUGGAAGUUCUGGUGACAGUCAUGGCUGUCUCAGGUGCUGCAGGCCUUUCUGAAAAGGUUCAGGAGACAAUGAACUUAUUAGCUCAGAUGCAGAAAUAUGAUGGGACCCUGGAUCUUUAUCAGCAGCAUAUGGACCACCUCAUGGAAUGGCUCACUUUAUCACAUCAGGACUGGAACUGUCAUUCAGUGGAAUUACUACAGUUUGAAGUAAUUGUCAUUCAGUCAGGUCCUGUAUUAGGUAAAGCUCUUAAUUACUUCAUUCCUAUCAUUAAGACUUGUCUUCUACCAACCAAAGAUCCACAGAUGCGCCUAAAACUCUUCACAGUCUUUUCGCAAGUGCUUCUAAAAGCAAAAGAUACUGUGAAUGCACACCAGCAGUUUCAUGGCUACCUUGAGACAGUGAUAAAAGACAUAUUGGUUCCUAAUCUGGAGUGGCAUGCUGGAAGAACUGCAGGUGCUAUUCGCACUACAGCUGUAUCAUGCCUUUGGGCUCUUAUUCACAGUGAGAUACUUUCAUCAAAACAGAUAAUAGAAAUACAAGAAGUAUUGAUGCCUCAAAUUAUUAAUACACUGGAAGAAGAUUCUAAAAUGACUCGAUUAAUGUCAUGCCGUAUUAUUAACAUAUUUUUAAAGGCCUGUACUGACAUAAUUGAUCCAGAUAAAUUCAUCAAGAUUUAUCCAGAACUCUUGAAACGUCUGGAUGAUUCUUCAAAUGAAGUACGAAUUGCAGCUAUGAGUUCCUUAAUUAGCUUGCUUCAUUGUAUCAAAAAUGAUGAUGAGAAAUCCUAUUUAAAAAGCAAUAUGCAAUUUCUUUACAAAGAACUGUUGGUCCACCUUGAUGACCCAGAUAGUACCAUUCAGGAUGCAGUAUUAGGGGUUUUAAAGGAAGGAAGUAUUCUAUUCCCAAACAUACUCAUGGAAGAAAUUGAAGCUGUUAAAUACAAACACCGAUCUCUAGUUUAUUGUGAACAGCUUUUGCAACACAUCCAAUCAACUACAAGUGUCCUCUAAAUGCAAGAUUCUAGAAAUAGUGGAUUUAUUACAAUUUUUUUAAUUGUAUGCUAUUGUCAGAUUUCUGUCUUUUUUUUUUGGACAUUAGUUGAAAGUACUUAAUUCUAGAAGCAGAGCUAUUUUUUUAUUAUCAACCCAGAAAAAGCAAGAAAUUAUAGUGUUAAAAAAUGUUCUUUUUUUUUUUUGCACAACAGUAUUCUAGGAAUACACAUUCUCCUGUGAACUUCUUAAUAAUUUUUAAAAGCAAUAUUAAUGCAUAUUAAAUAGAUUCUGUACUCAGGUGUAAUUUAUACAGUUUAUUCACAGGACACUUAGUCUCUGGGUGAUUUUAAAUUAAAAUUAAAUGCAGUUGUCCACACUGACAGUAAAACCAACAUUAUUUUUAUCUUAAUAUGUAUUGGAUGCAUAUGUGAGUUAAUACUAUCAUACUGAUUAGAUUUAAAUGACCAGGAGUCAUUAUUAUUAAUUUUCUAUUCCAGUAAUUUAAUAAAGUAGAAAAACCAAGAUUUUUAACUAUUUCUUAGGUUCUGUGUGAUGUAACUAAUAGCUAAGGCCACACACUUUAGAAAAUACUUUUAUAUCAGAGAAUUGUCACAAGUAAAAUGUUCACCACUUUCAACGGAUUGUAAUUUAAUAUGCAAAUAGUCAUUCUUGAAGAAAAAAAUUAACAUUUAGAUUGACAGUGUUGAAGUCCAAAUAAUGGAUAAGAUAUAAUUUUAGUUGCUUUCUUAUAAAAUAAAUAAUAAAACAUAUCUUUUAUUUUUAAAUCUAUCAGAUGUUUCACAAUGAUUAUUUCUUAGCACUUUCUUUUCCAAAGUGCCUUAUAGACUUAAAUUUUCAAAUAUAUAUUGUCCCUAUAGGCCAACAUUUAUAUUGACCCAAGGAAAAGGUAAUACAUUUUUUCUAUUUUGCAGUAAUUUAUUAUACCAUUUAAAAUUUGGCAUUUUAUGUUUGAAAAUGUAAUUAAAGUUUUCCAUCUUAUACUAUUGGAUGAAUGUGUAUUUUUUUCUUAAUGCUUGGCAAACAUUUUUAAAAACAACUGUUUUUUCCAGUCUUCCUUUUUAAAGACUUAAAGGCAAAGAGCUAAAUCCCCAUUGAGUCCUCAUGUAGAUACAACUUUAAGGAUAAUAACUUACUGUUACAUAAUGCUUUAAGGUUUACAAAGCAUUUCACCUGGAUUGUUUUAUGUCAUCUUCACAACAAUCCUUUGAGUAAAGAGGCAUAUUCCUGUUUAAAGAUGAGCCCACUAAGGCUAAGCAUGGCCUGGUGACUUAAUCAGGUUUAUACAGCUAAGUUCCAAAGUAGAGCAUCAGAUCCAUGUCUCAUGAUGCCAAAGUUUCAUGUUCUGUCCACUACUUUCCAUGACAUCCACAUUCGUGUUGCCUUUGUUUACUAGACCAGACCUCAAUUUUUUGAUGUGAUUAACUCCAAAUCAUCUCAUUUCUGAUCAUCCCUAUUGAACUCUAAUUAAAAAACAGUAGUGGAGUAGCUAUGGCUCAGUGGAUAGAGAACCAGGCCUAAGGUUAGGAAGUCCUCAGUUCAAGUCUGGCCUCAGAUGCUUCCUAGCUGUGUGACCCUGGGAAAGUCACUUAAAGUCAUUGCCUACCCCUUAACAUUCUGCCUUGGAAGCAAUAGAUUCUAAAUCUUCUUUAAAAGGAAUCUUUUUCUUUAAUAACCAGAAACAUGAAAAUUAAACUAGUUUUAUCAGCUGAUAAAACUCACAAAGAUCACAAAACAUGGAAAAAUUCAGUGCUCCCAUUGCUAGGCAUCAACAGCUUAUUUAAUAGGGUAAUUCUGGAGUAGACUGUUGGCCAGCACAUAUUUACUCUAAUAAGUAGGCAGUCUGAUUGUAUUUAGAUAACUGAUGUGGAUAGCUCCCACAUCGAUAAAUAAUUUUUGGUGUUUGAGAAUAAUCAUUUUUUUUUUUGGUAAUGUGAUUUGAUGCUCACCAUGUUCAUUAUUUCUCAACUCUUUAAUUUACAUUUUUUUAUUCUAAACUUAAACACUUAAGAAAAAAAGCUUUUCAAAACAGAUAGAACAACUUCAUAUAUAUAUAAUUAUUACAAAAUAGACAAACAAAUGUACUACCACUUCUUUGGGUCCAUAUAAAUGUUGGCCUCUAAGGCAUCACAUUUCUUGCCUUCUCAGUGAGUGGGGGAGGAAUGGAGGUAGGCAGAGAGAUUUGGAACGGAAUAUUAAAAUUUUAAAAAAAUUUAAUAGCAGAAUAGUAAAUUUGCUGUGAAAUCAUGAAUCUUCAUUUCAUACAGCUUGCUUAAAAGAAAAAACCUUACAUAUUGCUUUCAAAAAUGCCCUGCUUACCUGUGCUUCCUUCUAAAUUUCCUUCUAUUUUCUUUUGUGCAUUUUAAAAAAAAUGUUAUAAUGACCUACUUUCUUUUUUAGAACACUCUGUAGAAUGCACUCUUCUUUAAAAUGCUUUUUUGAAAAUGUAUUAAAACAUUUAAAUAAAUGUAUUGGUACAUAUUUUGAAAAUUUCA
Monodelphis domestica (gray short-tailed opossum) is the source of this 5122-nucleotide messenger RNA. It is a transcript of the gene DNAAF5, whose product is annotated as dynein axonemal assembly factor 5. Gene Ontology annotation, biological process: cilium movement; inner dynein arm assembly; outer dynein arm assembly. The record is from RefSeq and is a predicted model, not a curated record. Gene Ontology annotation, cellular component: cytoplasm. NCBI's taxonomy places the organism in Eukaryota, Metazoa, Chordata, Mammalia, Didelphimorphia, Didelphidae. Gene Ontology annotation, molecular function: dynein intermediate chain binding.